Peromyscus californicus insignis is the source of this 798-nucleotide messenger RNA. It is a transcript of the gene Ssr4, whose product is annotated as signal sequence receptor subunit 4. Gene Ontology annotation, cellular component: endomembrane system; endoplasmic reticulum; membrane. The record is from RefSeq and is a predicted model, not a curated record. The transcript is spliced from 6 exons. Lineage: Eukaryota; Metazoa; Chordata; Mammalia; Rodentia; Cricetidae. Bases 411 to 743 code for a protein of 110 amino acids.
UUUCGGGCGAGCCUCUGUCCCAUGGCAGGUGGUGCUGGGGGAGGAAGGGUGCGCGCGAGGCAGGGGCCUGGCCCUUCCCGGGGCUCGUCGCUACUGGGAUCUUCCCCUGCUGGGUGUUGUGGCGUGGCGUCCGAAGCAGCACACACCCGUUUACCCGGCAGCCAGGCUGCUGGAAGAAACAGUCAAAUGCUUUCUUGUCUGCUUUUGGGAGAGCCCCAAAGCCGCACCAUGCUCUGGCCACCAGCUCCAGCCGGGAAGGUGAUACGUCCUUGGUUCCUGUGUCAGAAGCAGAGGCCUGCCUGGAGCCCCAGAUCACCCCUUCUUACUAUACAACCUCAGAUGCCGUCAUUUCUACAGAGACCGUAUUCAUCGUGGAGAUCUCACUGACUUGCAAGAACAGGGUGCAGAACAUGGCUCUUUAUGCCGACGUUAGUGGAAAACAAUUUCCUGUAACCCGGGGCCAGGAUGUGGGCCGAUAUCAGGUUUCAUGGAGCCUGGAGCAUAAGAGCGCCCAUGCGGGCACCUAUGAGGUCAGAUUCUUCGAUGAAGAGUCCUACAGCCUCCUAAGGAAGGCUCAGAGAAAUAAUGAGGACGUUUCCAUCAUCCCGCCUCUGUUUACAGUCAGUGUGGACCAUCGGGGCACCUGGAAUGGGCCGUGGGUCUCUACGGAAGUGCUGGCUGCAGUAAUCGGCAUAGUGAUCUACUACCUAGCCUUCAGUGCAAAGAGCCACAUCCAGGCCUGAGGGCAGCAUCCGCCUUCUAUUGCUUCUUUGAAUAAACAGUUGCUAUUUGACAUGA